AUGGAUCCUCAGGUUAAGCUCCCUUCUAAUCCCGACGAGAAUGGAGCGGUCGAUAUUCUUGCUUCUACGGUUCUGGUGAUCACCUUGGCGACUAUUGUUGUUUUGGCUCGUGUUUACGUGCGCUUGUUUAUGAUUCGCAACCUGGGCUGGGAUGAUGCCUUCAUGAUAUUCACCAUCGCACUGUCCUGGGCAGGCCAAGGUGUAAUCUUUGCACAGCUUGCCUAUGGUGGUGGAAAGCACAUUGGCGAUGUUGACCCAGAUGUCUACAUGACAGGAAUGAAGUUGAACUUCAUAAGUCAGCCCAUUUUCUUGAUAGCAAUUUGCGUAGUCAAAUUGUCCGUCGGGUGUGCCCUGCUUCGAAUCGCGUCUACCAAGUUCUACAAAUGGUUGAUCCUGUCUAUCAUGAUCUUUAUGUCUAUCUACACGAUUGGAUGUUUCUUUACUGUCAUCUUUCAAUGUACAGACAUCCGUGUCCUCUGGGAUCCAACCGUUCCAUCGAAAUGCUGGUCACAAAAGACAUUACAAUCACUGUCGUACACGAACUCCGCGUUUAAUAUCUUGACUGACCUCCUCUUCGCUAUUAUCAUUCCGACACCCAUGCUUUGGAAACUCAACGUGCACUUCCGCACACGAGUAACUCUUAUUGGCAUUCUCAGUCUCGGUGUCUUUGCCUGUGCAGCUGCCUUUACCAAGCUUGGAUACGUCACCAAUUACGGCAAGCUUGGUGACUGGCUAUGGGACUCUCGCAACAUCACAAUCUGGACCAGCGUUGAGCUCAACGUCGGUAUCAUCGCAGGCAGUCUACCAUGUCUGCGGCCGUUGUUCCGAAGAUUCCUUGGCAGCACCUAUGGCAAGAAUUCCAAGAAGACGCCAACAACAGGCAAUACAAAUUAUGGUCGCGGUACUCUACGAAGCGGUACCAUGCGCAGUGGCAAAAACUGGCACGUCUUGUCCAGUGGUAAAAGGGGUGAUGACGAGACAAGCAGUCAAAAGGCCAUCAAUAUUGGUCAACAGGAGUAUGAGCUUCGAGAUAGGAUAGCGAGUCCCUCUGGAGUGAUGAAUAGGACGACAGUGCAGACAGAGAUCGAGGGUAGGUCAAGUGAUGAGAGUGCUGGCAAUGCAGGAUACAGGGGCCAGUUUCAAAGUGGUAUCACAAAGACUAUGAUAACGACAGUCGAAAUUACCAAGACGGACUCUUCGCCGAGUCGAUGA
Messenger RNA from Fusarium proliferatum ET1, 1212 nucleotides. RefSeq lists its product as uncharacterized. The coding region runs from base 1 to 1212 and encodes 403 amino acids. The transcript has 3 exons. The record is from RefSeq and is a predicted model, not a curated record. NCBI's taxonomy places the organism in Eukaryota, Fungi, Ascomycota, Sordariomycetes, Hypocreales, Nectriaceae.